Molecule: messenger RNA, 3971 nt
Organism: Danio aesculapii
Lineage: Eukaryota; Metazoa; Chordata; Actinopteri; Cypriniformes; Danionidae
Gene: arfip2b
Product: ADP-ribosylation factor interacting protein 2b
Exons: 11
Coding region: 377-1531 (384 amino acids)
Biological process (GO): regulation of Arp2/3 complex-mediated actin nucleation; intracellular protein transport
Cellular component (GO): trans-Golgi network membrane
Molecular function (GO): protein domain specific binding; phospholipid binding
Source: RefSeq, a predicted model, not a curated record
CAUUUCGGGCUACUGGAGGCUGAUUCGCCCAAUAAUACAAACAAGCCGCCGGACAUAGUGGAAUCGGUUGAACAUGCGAAUAAACGCUUGCUUGUGAUUUAACAUAAACUCAGCCUCCAUGAAUGCACGCUGUUAUUGUUUCUGCACUCUUUCGGAAGUGUCAGGGUUUGAUUGCGCAUGAACCGGGAUAAAUAUCCAGCACGCGUGUCAAAUAGCUCAUCCUAGAGAAGGAAACGCACAGUGGACAUUCACUUCUUGUCACUUGCGUGUUGGCAUGGGACGAUAACCAUUUUCAAGAUAUACCACGGUUUGGAAAAGUCAAGGUUUUAAAACCGCCAACAUAUUCUGUAAUACCGUUCCUAAGUAACACUCCAGUAUGGCGGACAGUAUGAUGAGUAAAGCAGCCACUAUGGAGAUUCCUAUUAGCAGUAAUGGGGACUCUCGGAAUCUGGCAGAGGAUGACAGUUUGGAGCAGGCUGCAAAGAUUCAGUGGAGCUUAAGAGAGAAGGUAGGGAGUCCCGCAGGCCUCAGGGACUUGCAGCAGGUAAUGGUGUCUGGGCCCAACUUAAAUGAGACCAGCAUCGUAUCAGGUGGUUAUGGAGGUACAACAGAGGGCAUCAUUCCAACCAGCUCCAUCAAAGGCCCUGCAGUCCAUAUUAAUACUGAUUUUCUGGGCAACAGACGCAUUCCAAAUGAAGGGCAAGGGUCUAAUAUGGAUUACGCCGGUAGCAAUUCCUCCAUGACAGCAGAAGAAGCCACAAGAGGCGUUGCUGUGGAGAAAUUUGACAUAAUGAAGAAAUGGGGUCUGAACACAUACAAGUGCACCAAACAAAUGAUCUCUGAGAGGUUUGGCCGAGGAUCACGUACUGUGGAUUUGGAGCUGGAGGCUCAGAUUGAGGUUUUGCGGGAAACCAAACGGAAGUACGAGAAUGUGCUGCGUUUAGCACGAGCGCUAACCAACCACUUUUACAGCAUGGUGCAGACACAACACGCCCUUGGAGACACUUUUGCCGACCUCAGUCAGAAGUCUCCAGAACUUCGGGAUGAGUUUGGAUACAAUGCAGAAACGCAAAAGUUGUUGUGCAAGAAUGGAGAGACUCUGCUUGGUGCCAUCAAUUUUUUUGUGUCCAGCAUCAACACGCUUGUGAACAAAACGAUGGAAGACACACUGAUGACUAUCAAGAUGUAUGAGAAUGCCAGGCUGGAGUUCGACGCGUACAGGGCAGAUCUGGAGGAGUUGAACAUGGGCCCACGGGACGCUGUUACUAUGGCUCGUAUCGAGGCUGCUCAGCAGCAGUACCAGAUCCACAAGGACAAAUAUGAACGUCUCCGCAGUGAUGUCACCAUCAAAAUCAAGUUCCUGGAAGAAAAUAAGGUCAAAGUGAUGCACAAGCAACUUCUGCUGUUCCAUAAUGCCAUCUCUGCCUACUUUGCUGGAAACCAGCAGCAGCUGGAACAGACCCUCAAGCAGUUCAACAUUAAACUCAAACCACCAGGGGACGACAAACCCUCUUGGCUGGAGGAACAGUGAAAGUGCUCCGUUACCCCUGGUUUCCUGUUGUAUUUCUUUAGCCCCGCAGAGCAACACAGUAGGACCCCGAGAGACCAGCGAUCUGAGAUGCUAGAAGAGACAAGGCUCCAACAGAGAGCCCCUUUCACACUAACUCUCUUUACACUUCCUUAAUUCUUCUCCUUCUCAUCCUAUUCUUGCUCUGAGACUGUUUUCAAGUGUCUGAAUUGUCACCUCUGGUAUGUGACCAGUCCUUAGAGCUCCAAUCAAAUGUCAAGGGUAUCCAGUGCAAGCUUCAUCCUUAUAAAUGUCAUUAAACCGGCUGAAACAAUCCAUCUGAUAUAUCAGUCAGAACAGCAGACAAUUCUCAAUAUUCUCUCUGUCAGUGACCACGAUUCGAUGAAUGGUUUCCUUUUUUUAGUUUGUUUCUGUAAAAAUAACUUUAUUUCCUUUUAUUUUAUUUUGCUACUGCCCCCAUCCCCUCAUCUGUCUUGUAGCUGAUGAAGGAUGCAUAUCAUUCCUUUCACAGAGUUUCAGUUUUAGUGGUUCUGAUUUUAAUUAGUUAAAACCAGAUACAGAUUUAUCUGAUAUCGGCAUUGCAUCCUUUGUACAUUUAUUAAGCCACAAGAAUACCGUAGAGUCAAUGCUUGUUCAGUUGAGUCUCGUGUGUAUAUAUAUAUAUAUAUAUAUAUUCUGAAUUAUUAGAUUUAAUAUCUUAAAACGAGCCCAAUUUUAAGUAAUAUUAAACUAAAAUAAAGAAUUCUUUGAACUUUUCUGGACAAACUUUCACCCAAUGUGGGUGUAUAGUUGCUUGCACAUUUUAAAAAAACUCCAGAAUGAAGGAUGAAUCUAAAAAUCAGCGUCUCCAGUCAAUAUCGUCAUGUUUUAAAAUAAAGAAAUCAGAUUUUUUUAAUGCAAUUUUGUAAAAAUGAUUUGUUCUCACAAUUAUAGUUUACUGUAGUAUUAUGCACCAAUGCAUAAUCCUGUAAGAUGUUUGUUGGUUUAUUGUAAUCAUUUUGAGUUAAUAAUCAAAAGUAAUCAAGGAAGUAUAUGUAUGAGUUUAGAUUUUUUUUAAACACGGGCCAAUGGUUGUGACCCAAAUUAUCUGCCUCUUUCUCUAUGUGCACUAAAGUUUAUGUACUGACUUGUGUUUUGUCAGGAUUAGAAAAAAACAAACAAACAAACAAAAAUAAUAAUAUUCUGCCAUUCUGAAUUCAAAUGCUGUCUUUCCUGUUCCGAUGCAUCCUGUUUAACCCCUUUUAUUCUUGCAUAUAGCAUUCUACCUAAAAUACAGUUGUUUACCCUUUAGAAAGUGUUUUUUAAACCCUAUUUUUACGUUUCAUUUCCUUUGAAAUUUGUGCUUACACCCCCCAUCACCCCGCAGCAAUUUCAAAAUACACUUUGUUGCUUCUUCUCUAAACAGACUGCAGCUAUAAGAUCUAAAGUGCAGGCUGUCCUAUAACUUCAUGUCACUAUUUUUUAAAAUGUCAUUAUAUAAGACUGAAGUAACAACUAUGAUCUAAUGUUCAGCACUUGUGAACAUUGCACUAAAUCUUUUUAAGCUUGAGAUGAAGCAAUACUGAAGAUGUUUUUAGAGUGUAUUUUCAUGUAUGCCUGCAUUGGAUGUUCCCUGUGUGUUUUUGCAUGGCAGGUCUGAUGACAUCCGUUGUACAUUCCCGUGCAUUGAGAUUCAAUCCUCUUCAGUGCUUCAGUUAAACACUGUGGGUAGUAGUGCAAGAAAACAAUGUUUCUAGAAGGAAUGAGAAAGGUUUCUUGAGAAUGUUAAAGGAUGCUUGAAAUUGUUUUGAAUGUCACCUGCUGAACAUCAUGUUGUUGUUUUUUUAUUUAAAAAAAAAGUGUUUUUAUGGACCACUCCAUAACCACAGAAGAGAGACUCUAGGGGUUUUUGUUUUUGAUGUUUUUUUUUAACAUCUUGACAUUUGUUGGGCAGUAAAAAUGGAAGUCAGUGUUUCUUUUUUUGUCAGAGAAAAGUAUUUCGCACCCUACAAAGACUGAACUGAUCCAUGAAGUGAUGGACAUUUGUUCCAAAGCAACAGGAUUUUAAAUUUAGACCCCCACAACACUAAACCCCUGGAUGGAUAUAUUUGUCCCAGUACAUUUCUUUUUCUUAUAGAUAAAAACAAAUGCAUCCAUUACAUUUGUUUGUUGUUGUUUUUGGGGAGUAUAAUCAUUAUUAUUAUCAUUUUGAUUUCUGUUAGCAAGUGUUUGACUUUGCUUACUCCAUUAUUAGGCCUGGUUUUUGAAUGCAAAAUGAAAGGGUUUUAAAUAUUACCGUAUUUAUGUACAAUCAAUAUUUUAGGCUGCUUUGUGAUAUUGUAGUGUAUGAAUGACUGUAUGUAAAGAUGAGACAGAUUUUGAAACUGGAAUCCCAGGAUGUUAGCCUUUGACCAACAACAAAUGAACAAGAACCCACCAGAUAAAAAUUUUAAAAGUUUGCAAA